AGCGAAGACAUUGCUGGAAGUGGCAGCAGAGGAGAAAACCUGCAUAGAUCACAUGGCCACAUCAAUGAGGAUGGAGGAGGACAGGAGUCACAUGACUGAGAGGAUACUAAACCUCACCCUGGAGAUCAUCUAUCUGCUGACUGGAGAGAGUUUUCCCUCUGUGAAGUCAGGUGAUCAUAUGACCAUCACAGUGCCUCCACGUGACUCCCUAAAACCGGAGAGACACAACAUGCAGAAUAUUCUAGAAGUCACCGAGAAGAUGAUGGAGCUGCUGACAGGAGAGGUUCCUAUAAGGUGUCAGGAUGUCACUGUCUAUUUC
This is a messenger RNA of Rana temporaria (common frog), 319 nucleotides long. Its product is annotated as gastrula zinc finger protein XlCGF53.1-like. NCBI's taxonomy places the organism in Eukaryota, Metazoa, Chordata, Amphibia, Anura, Ranidae. The transcript is spliced from 4 exons. The record is from RefSeq and is a predicted model, not a curated record. The annotation marks the transcript as partial.